Messenger RNA from Neoarthrinium moseri, 999 nucleotides. RefSeq lists its product as uncharacterized. The coding region runs from base 1 to 999 and encodes 332 amino acids. NCBI's taxonomy places the organism in Eukaryota, Fungi, Ascomycota, Sordariomycetes, Amphisphaeriales, Apiosporaceae. The transcript is spliced from 3 exons. Gene Ontology annotation, molecular function: dioxygenase activity. The record is from RefSeq and is a predicted model, not a curated record.
AUGGCCAUCCAGACAACCAACAGUUCGCACAUUGAAGAUGCUGAUAGCGGAGAAAAGCUGCUCAAGGAGCUUGAAACAACAGCGACGCUCCCGCUGUGGGCACAAAUGACCAGAUUGAAUCCGCCUCUCCCGAACCCCAAAUGUAUCCCUUACAUUUGGAGAUAUGGUGAAGUCCGACCAUAUCUUCUCCGCGCUGGUCAGUUGAUUACAGAGAAGCAAGCAGAGCGCCGAGUGUUGAUGCUCGUGAACCCUAAUCGAGAGGCACCCUACACCACGGAUACUGUGUAUGCUGGUCUUCAGCUUGUUAUGCCAAAUGAGACAGCUGCAGCCCACCGUCACACGGCUUUCGCCAUGCGAUUCAUUAUCGAGGGCAAUGGCGGCUUUACAGCCGUCCACGGCCGGCGCGUGAAUAUGAAUCGUGGAGACGUCAUUCUUACCCCUACUUGGAACUUCCAUGACCAUGGUAAAGAUGGCUCUGGUCCCAUGAUCUGGCUCGAUGGCCUUGAUCUUCCACAGUUUCAGCACUUCCCCGUUCACUUUGUUGAGCAUUUCAAGGACCCCAGAUAUCCAGCCACGGAUGUAGAUACCAAUGCCUCCCCCAUUGUGUUCAAGUGGGAAAAGAUGCAGGCGGCACUAGAUGCCGUAGAGGGCAACUGGGCGUCGAAGCGAUACUUGAAGGAUAACGGUCAAGAGGUCAGCAAGACACUUGGGGGCGCAGCUGAGAGGAUCAACCCUGGUUUGAACUCGCCCAAGGUCCAAGAAACCACGUCUAGUGUGUACCACGUCGUCAGCGGUACAGGUUUCUCCCUGCUCAAUGGGAAGAAGAUCGAAUGGGAACAAAGUGAUACUUUCUGCGUGCCGGCGUGGACUGAAUACCAGCACUUUAGUUCGGGGCCUGAGACAGUGUACCUGUACAGGGUUGAUGACAAGCCGAUGAUUGCAGCUUUGGGAUUCUAUCGUCAGUCAGAUGAUGAUGUCGAGGAUUUAGUCAGCACUUAG